Oryza sativa Japonica Group (Japanese rice) is the source of this 1565-nucleotide messenger RNA. RefSeq lists its product as uncharacterized. The record is from RefSeq and is a predicted model, not a curated record. Lineage: Eukaryota; Viridiplantae; Streptophyta; Magnoliopsida; Poales; Poaceae. Gene Ontology annotation, molecular function: protein binding.
UCAACUCGGUUCGCUUCCCUUUCUCGUCAGAAGGCUCACUCCGUCUCCCCCUCCGGCCGCCGCAAGGAGAAGCAGCAGCAGCGAUGCAGGCCGCCGCCGGGCGCGCGCGCCGCCUCCUCACGUCGCCGGCGGCCUCCGGUAUCCUCUCCGCGCCGCGCCCCGGGUGCGCGGCGCUCGCCGGGAGCGGCGCCCUUCUUCCCCGUCUCGAUGGUGUCCCGUCCUCGCCGUCGCCGUCACCGGCCCCUCCGCUCCUGGCUAGGAGCUUCUCCGCCACGUCCUCGUCUCGCCUACCCCGUAACUUGCUAUCGCCAAGUAUAUCUUCUCAAUGGCGGAAUGAGAAAUCGGUGUGCUAUCACAUGGCUGCAACUCACUACUCAACAGAAGCAAGUGACAUUGAUCAACCUACAGAGGCUGUAGUGGAGCUGUAUCAGAAAAUGUUGAAAUCUGUUGAAGCCGAGACCAUGCCUCCGAAUGCCUGGUUGUGGUCAAUGAUAAGUAGCUGUUCCAAUAAGGAGGACAUCAAACUACUUAUUCAGAUUUUGCAGAAGCUAAGAGUAUUUAGACUAUCAAAUCUUCGCAUCGACGCAAACUUCAACGAUCAUCUUUGCAUGAAAGUUGCAGAGGCUUGUGCUCGUGUUGGUGCCCUUGACUAUGGUUUGAAGGUUUUAUGGAAGCAUAAUGUUUAUGGAAUUACGCCUACCAUUGGUUCUGCUCAUUAUCUACUGAAACAUGCUAAAGAGAAAAAUGACACUAAACUAAUGGGAAGUAUAAUGCAAGUCCUUCAGAGAAAUUCGAUGCCAUUGCAACCAGGCACUGCUGAUAUAGUCUUCAGCAUCUGCUAUAAUGCUGAUAGAUGGGAUUUACUCUCAAAAUAUGCGAGAAGAUUCGUGAAGUCUGAAGUCAAGCUGCAUGGUGCUUCAUUUGACAUUUGGAUGGACUUCGCUGCCAAAGUUGGAGACUCCCAAUCUAUAUGGAACAUCAAUAGCCUGAGAGGCAAGUCAGUCAAACGCUAUAAUCUUGCAACAGGUUUUGCAUGUGUAAAGGGGUUUCUGCUUGAGCGCAAACCAGAAAGCGCCGCUGCCAUGAUUAAAUUACUUCACAAGCAUUCACCUGAUGAGAAGAAACAAUUGGUGACGGAUGAGCUCCAGAAGCUUGUUGCUGAAUGGCCAGCAGAGGUGAUAAAAAGGCAGAAGAAAGAUGAUAGGAAGGCGCUGGAGGAAGCUUUGAUUACAGAUAUCCCUCAAAUGAUCAGUUCCAUGUCAAAGCUGCGCCUUGAUAUUUCUGUGAAUUUGGAGAAGCUUACCUCUCAACCUGAAACAGCAUGAGAAGUAACACAGGUGCCCAGAUGGCCUAGCAGCUGAAAUUACAUGAGUACAGGCAGGCGGACAAUAUCACAGUCCAGCCAUUUGUAUUCGACUACAUUCUAUUUGAUGGGUAGCACACUAGCACUAGCCUGCCCGACAAUAACAUGUAUACAACACAUUCCGUUGUUUACCUUGCCAUGUGCUUUUCCAUGACAGUUUUGUAGAAAACCUUGGUGAAAUUGCACGCAUGAAAUUCAGGUA